Cyclopterus lumpus (lumpfish) is the source of this 3402-nucleotide messenger RNA. RefSeq names its product family with sequence similarity 199, X-linked (gene fam199x). The transcript is spliced from 8 exons. The record is from RefSeq and is a predicted model, not a curated record. NCBI's taxonomy places the organism in Eukaryota, Metazoa, Chordata, Actinopteri, Perciformes, Cyclopteridae. The coding region runs from base 117 to 1289 and encodes 390 amino acids.
CGUGACGCUGCGCUCGCUCCCGGGAGUCUCGCGGUGACAACUUAGGUCAUCGCUGGAAAAGAAAGGAUUUGCAAAUGGAGGUGGCAGAAAUGGUCAUUCUUUGAACCACAAAAGCCAUGUCUGAGUCUCUGUAUGAGAAGUUCUUGGCCCCGGAGCAGCCUUUCCCUCUCCUCUCCCAAAGAACCAACCUCAGCGAUGUGGGGACCCUGGAUGUCAGUGACUUUGGCUGUCAACUCUCAUCUUGCCACAGAACAGAUCCCCUACACCGCUUCAACAGCAACAGGUGGAACCUUACUUCCUGUGGUACCAGCGUCGCCAGCUCGGAAUGCAGCGAGGAGCUCUUCUCCUCUGUGUCUGUGGGGGACCAGGACGACUGCUACUCCCUUCUGGAUGACCAGGAACUGACCUCCCUGGACCUGUUUCCAGAGGGCAGUGUUUGCAGUGACGUCUCCUCUUCUAUCAGCACCUACUGGGAUUGGUCCGACAGCGAGUUUGAGUGGCAGUUGCCAGGAAGUGACAUCGCCAGUGGCAGCGAUGUCCUCUCUGACAUCAUCCCGAGCAUGCCAAGCUCGCCCUGUCUGUUUUCCAAGAGGAGGCCCAAGACCCACCCUCAUCGCAACCUGGAUGAGUUGCCAUGGAGUGCCAUGACCAACGACGAGCAGGUGGAGUACAUCGAGUACCUGAGUCGGAAGGUCAGCACAGAGAUGGGCCUGAGAGAACAGCUGGACAUCAUCAAGAUCAUCGACCCCUGUGCUCAGAUCUCUCCCACCGACAGCGAGUUCAUCAUAGAGCUCAACUGUCUCACGGACGAGAAACUCAAGCAGGUGCGUAACUACAUCAGAGAGCACAGCCCCAGGCAGCGGGCCAGCAGCACCAGAGAGGGCUGGAAGAGGAGCAGCCACAGCAGCGCCAGCACUGGCGGCGUCAGCGUGGCCAGCAGCAGCAACGCCAGCAUGGUCAGCUCCGCCAGCUCCUCCGCUGGCUCCACGGCCUCCAACUCCGUGGCAGGUGGUACGGCAUCGGCCUGCAGCGGAAGCAGUGUUGCUAACAUUAGCAGAGCUCACAGCGAUGGCAACCUCUCCAGCGCUGCAGAACGUAUACGAGACUCUAAAAAACGCUCCAAGCAGCGCAAGCUCCAGCAGAAGGCCAUGCGCAAGCGGCAGCUGAAAGAGCAGCGGCAGGCCCGCAAGGAGCGCCUGAGCGGACUGUUCCUGAACGAGGAAGUGCUGGCGCUACGGGUGACGGAGGAGGACGGCGGCCACGUUGACGACCUGGACAUACUGAUGUGACACCAGUGACUCAAUCAGUGCUCCCUCUACGCCGGCCCCCCAUCUCACCCUCUCCCCCUCAGAGCUCAUGGACCGCGCUGCUCCCCGAACCACCGCCGCCGCACGCAGCCGCCUCAAGGAGGCUAACCUGCCGAGUAGUGUCCGACGGGCAGGAAGAGCUUGCAGUAGUCCCCAACACAGCUUGACACACAGCGUGCUAAUACUAGUGUAGCGCCGCUAGUGCUAAAGCUGAUAGCCGCCGCGAUCACGACGAAGCCUUGCUACAGCAAUACUGCUAAAACACACACACACACACACACACACACACACACACACACACACACACACACACACGCGCGCGCGAUACUACGGGCAGGUAUUUCAGCUUAAUACCGUUAACAAGCUUGUAGAUGCUGUAACGGCACACAUCCCCCGCUACUAAUGCAGCCCCCGCUGGUAGGAGGACAGAGAGGGCACAGAGUCCAGACCACGUUGUGCAGGAAACCGGGUGUUUAUUUCUUCUUUGAUGUGCAAGGGGGCGGAACAGUGGCAGUAUUUUACAUCCCCACUCUGCUCUGGUUUAAACUGCUGCAGGUGGUGUUACGACGAUACACACAAAGUCAGAGCGGCCUGAAAGAAGCGGAGGCAGUUUUAACGUGACAGCAGAUUGACUGUAAAUAGGAGUGUCGUCGUGGCGACACAUCUGGGGGAAACAAUCCUGAGUUUGAAACCUUGCAUUGAUACGCCAUGUCUCUACAUGGGGAUGCUUGAAGUCACCCCCACAAAAAGAGGACACAUGUCCAUCUGAGAUUAAGAGGUCCCCGGUGUGGAGCCUCUCUGUCUUUCUACCCGCCGAGUGUCGUGGUCCCCUUCCACUCCUUCAGGCCUCGAGGGAGCACUGAAUCUGCAUGUUUAAAGUCGUCACUGACACCGUGUGGUCCAAUAACUAACAACUGGCUUCGUUAUUCGCUUACUCCUGUUUAGAAAAAUAGCUUAUGUGUUGUAAAUACAUGAUAAAUAACAGCAUAUUUACCGCUUGCUUUCAGGUUUUACUUGGUGAUAAAGGUUUCAUUUGAUGUUCUUUUCCCAUUUUUUGUGUGUGUGUGUGUGUGUAUGUAUGUGUAUGUGUGUAUAUAUAUAUAUAUAUAUACAUAUAUAUAUAUACACACACACACUAGCACUCCUACCUGUAUUGUUUUGCCCGAGACGGACCGAAAUAAUCGUUUACUUCUGCGAGCAUAUUCUCUUAAAUGAUUUGACCACCGCGAUAACUUUGAAGCAUUCGAGCAUCGGUGAAGUCUUUAUAAGAAGUUUUUACAGAUCAUAUUGCGUCUGUCAACGUACUCUAUGGCCGGUUUGUUUGUAGGGUUUUUUUUGGCGCUGAACUUGGAGCUGGUUUCUUAAGUGCGUGUGCAUCCGACGUUGGGCCAUUAACUUUCCGAACCCCCCCCCACAUGAGCUUUUUUGUGAAGUCGUAGCCACCAUGCUGUUGUCAUAUUCGCUAGGAGAGAGAGAUUAUUUCUUUUGUAUGUUUUUUUCGUUUCCGUUUUGUCCACCGUGUAAGAACCACUUUCCCGCAGCUCCUCGGCUGUUGCACACAUUGAUUAUUGGCCUGAAAGCCUGCAGUCUUUGCUGUGUGUACUGGGCCAUGGCUCUCGUCUGUCUCUUGUAUAAAGUUCUUCUUCGCCGCAAUUAUGGUAAAUGCAGCUUUAUGUAUUCUGUAGUUAUGAAUUAGUAAAACUCUAUUUUGAAAAAUAAGAUACUUUUGAAAAAAAUAAUAAAAAUAAGCCAGCGUGAUGCAACAAAGGUGUUUGUGUAUAUAAAGUAUCAUAGCUGAUAAUUUACCUGAUUUAUAUGUAGUUAAAACAAACAGUUUAAACGGAACUUUAAGUUAAACUUGAACCACCAGGCAGACCGGUUGAGUCCAGUAGAUUUGAACCCUCCGCUCGUGUUUCUCCAUGAACUGGCUCCUCUCGGACCACGAUGGAGCACUGGUCCCCUGUGUUAUCACUGGCUGAAGCAUACGGAUUACCAGAGAAGCCCUGUUGGUGCUUCAGGCAGGACUGUGUGCACACCACUCGAUAGUUCUGAUCCACUGUAAACUUGACAAAUAAAUUGGCAUUGUUGCAUCCUA